UGGCCGGUGUGUUUGCUAGUUUACGUUUUUGGUUGUUUCCCUUGCACGGAGUAUUUCUCCUGAGAUUCCUCGGAUUUUACGCGGCGUAUCUUGUUAACAAACAAUCGGGAUAAUUGAGAGAAAACGCAGAAGACUUGUCGGCGGUGGUUGUUGGCGGCGGCGGAGACGAUGGAAAAUCUGGAGGAAGUGUUACAGGCCCUCGACGAAUUCCAGAAGAUGCGACCGUCGGUGAUCCCGCAGGAGCUCGAGGAUUACCUGUGUUGGGUCGCCAAGACCGGCGAUCCCGUGUACCAGUGGCCGCUGAUCAAGACCCUCGUCCGGGAGAAACUCACCCGCGUGAUGACGGACUUUUACGAAAGCUGCCCCACUCUAGAACUCGCGCCCUGUCCCAACGUCGAGCAUUUCAAUUACGAUACCAUGAAAAGUAACCUGCUCGAGAGGUUGGAAUCGUUCGCGAACGCGCCCUUCACUGUUCAACGAAUAUGCGAGCUGCUGACGGCACCGCGUAAGGAGUACAAUCGCGUGGACAAGUUUAUGCGCGCCAUCGAGAAGAAUAUCCUGGUGGUGUCGACACGCGAGCCCGGACCCAUAACCAGACGUGGCGAAACGGGUGACGGUAUGGUUAACGGUUCCGUCGAGGAAGACGCGGCCUCUGUUACCCAGCAACCACCACCACCGUCACCGUCGCAGCCGUCGUCGCAGCCUUCCUCGCAGACGACUCAGCCGCAAGCAGCAGCACAACCAGUACAGCCGACCUCACAAGAUGUGGAAAUGGAGUACUGGGAGAAGGACUGUAGCUCCACUGUCACAAUUAGUGUACACACCGUCGAGAACGAGCCAUCGCUUCUGCACAGCGCUGUCAUCCCGGCGUCUGAUUCCACUCUAACCAAGAGUCUGUUUACAGACGAGACCGUUCGAGAGAAAAUUGAACAAGUUACCUCUAGAACGGAUAUCUCAACGUCAAAUUAUAUCAACACUGUUUCAGAUUUCUCUACUAUAUCAAAUUUAAAUUUACAGCCACAUGGACCAGAAGCCAUUGCGACUGCUGUUCCUGUAGUACAGAGUAUAUCGGCAGUCGAAGCAGUCUCGGAAGACUCCAUGCUCCCAAGCACCGAUAUAGCAGUUUCAAUCAUGAACGAGGAUACCAAUUCUCAACCUAAUUUAGAUAUGGAAAAUGAAGAGAUUGACACAACAGUGACAGCAAGUACCACGACAUCCACAACCACGACUACGACGACGAUGGCUGCUACAGCGACAGCAACGACAACGACAGCAACGUCAACGACAUCGAUAUCAACGGCGGCAACGACGACGGUGACUGUGGUGGCCACGGUGAUACCAUUAACGACGGAUACCACACGAAAGCUGCAAGCCGCUUUCCAAGCGAAACGCUUCGAGUCCGGCGAUAACAAAUCUAUGGACAAGUCCAAUGAGAAAACGACGGAUCCGUCGACUUUAGGCAGCGUGGAGGAGGAGAUUGGACACCCCUUGAAAAACGAAGAACCGACCAAAUCAAGCCCCGAGCGUAUAGACUCCGACGAGAUGUCUCGCGAUGAAAGUAGAUUAACUGAAAAUUUAUUACAUACGGACGUUGAAAUGAAAUCUGACGCUUCGGCAGAUAAUACUGAAAGUGUCGAAGAAACAGCUCCUGAUAAACCGAAAGAAGAAGAAUCGUCGAUCCUCGAAGACUUAGAGGAGGAAAACUUGCGUUCCCCGAGCAGCCAGAAUGCGACGGCACUCAUUGAGUCGCAGUCCAUGAAAAAAGAUAGCACAGUCACAUCCGAUGAAUGCAUGAGCGCAGUCAUCGUGUCCAGUACCGAAGCAGUAUACAAAACAGAAAAAUCCGAGAUACAUUCUAAAGAGACGUCUGAAACGAUUUCUUCCAUAGAGUGUUUUACACGUGACAAAUCUAUAAGCCAAAAAACGGAGAGUAUGGAAGAAACAGAUAAAGUCCUAGAAGCUAUUCCUACAACAGCAUCUUCCAACAGCAACACUAAUGGACAAGAAGAGCAAGAGUCCGAAUUUAACAACGAUAAUUUGAACAUUAUGGAAAUUUCCAACGACAAGGUAGCUCUUGUUGAGUCUAUGGCAUCGGAUCCAAUAAUCAGCGUAGAAAAAUCUAAAGAAACAGCAUCUGUAAUUGAAAAACUCAAUGAUCCUGUCUCACCUAUUAUCGAAACAGUAGAAAGCUCCGAUAAUGUCAGUUGUCGAUCUCCAAAGGACGAUAAGUUAACAGACGACAAAGAUGAUAAGUUAGCAAAUUCACAGGGCAAUAAAGCAACGGCAGAUAUUACGAUAAAAGGGAACCAAUCUUCUGUAAUAGAGAGUAUAGCGUGUAGAAAGGAAUCGGAGGAAUUAAUGGAAGUCGACGACGAAGAAUCAUUAUCGACGUUUCAACAGGAUGAACCUAUGGAGCAGGAAGCAAUGGAGGAGCUGCCGAAAAGUUAAUCUUGACUUAUCUAAUUGGCAUGUUUCUCCUUCCUUUUGUUUAACGUUUGAUAUCUAUUCUUAAGAUAGAUGUCGGAAUAGGAACCAACUCGUAAAUAUCUUUGCACAUGAACAAGAUAUUUGCGACAUGCUUGU
Molecule: messenger RNA, 2583 nt
Organism: Cyphomyrmex costatus
Lineage: Eukaryota; Metazoa; Arthropoda; Insecta; Hymenoptera; Formicidae
Product: serine-rich adhesin for platelets
Exons: 1
Coding region: 169-2448 (759 amino acids)
Cellular component (GO): protein phosphatase 4 complex; cytoplasm; nucleus
Molecular function (GO): protein phosphatase regulator activity
Source: RefSeq, a predicted model, not a curated record